Molecule: messenger RNA, 2018 nt
Organism: Vombatus ursinus (common wombat)
Lineage: Eukaryota; Metazoa; Chordata; Mammalia; Diprotodontia; Vombatidae
Product: G-protein coupled receptor 35-like
Exons: 2
Coding region: 188-1108 (306 amino acids)
Biological process (GO): phospholipase C-activating G protein-coupled receptor signaling pathway; positive regulation of Rho protein signal transduction
Cellular component (GO): membrane
Molecular function (GO): G protein-coupled receptor activity
Source: RefSeq, a predicted model, not a curated record
UUGCAGGAGCCAAGAGCCCAGGCUUUGGCAAUAAGCUGGUGGCCCAUUUUCUUCUGGCUCCAGUCAUUGCUGAGGGUCCAGUUACCUGUGUGAGAACAGCUGUCCUCUGAAUCAUCCCCUUCACCUCCUGACCGGUGGCCCUCCCUCCCUCAGGACUCCCAUAGUCAAACCCUUGGUUUCUGCAUGAAUGAAUGUGUCUAACAGCUGCAACUUGGCACUCAGCUCCCCAGGAGAGGCGUACAUCUACAUGAGUUUUUAUGGCUUCCUCUUCAUCGUUGGGCUCAUUCUCAACAUUCUGGCCCUGUGGGUCUUUUGCUGUCGGAUGAGGAAGUGGACAGAGACGCAGGUGUACAUGGUCAACCUGGCUGUGGCGGACAGCGGCCUGAUCCUGCUCUUCCCCAUUGUCAUUUACUUCACGUGCACCAGCUGCCUUGAGGAUCUCUCUUGCCAAGUGCCCCAAGCAAUCUAUCUUGUCAAUGCAUACAUGAGCAUCAGUAUCCCCAUGGCUAUUGGGGUAGACCGCUAUGUAGCCAUCAAGUUCCCACUGAAGGCCAAGGUUCUUCGAACCCCAGGCCGGGCAGCCAUCGUCUGCGCCCUCCUCUGGGCUGUGGUCACUAGCAUGUUGGCUUUUCGUGUCAUAUGGCAGAUCCAAGACGGCGCCUUCUGCUUUUGGAGGAAGCCGGAGAUGCAUAUCUCAGUGGUAGUCUUCUCUCUGCUGGGCUUUUUUGUCCCACUAGGGAUCCUGGUCUUCUGCACAUUCCAGAUUGUGUACAGCCUAUUGAAGGUUCAGAGAAGAGAGAUAUCUGAGGUGAGACAGAUCCGGAAGAGUGUGUCCAUGGUGUUGGCCAGCCUGCUCGUGUUUGUCAUUUGUUUCUUACCCUUGCACAUAACCAUCCUGCUGAACUUCUUCCUGGGAUCUAAUGACAGAAUCAGAAGGGUCUUCAAAAUAUUCAACUUUAUUGCCCACACCAACUGCUGCCUGGACGCCAUCUGCUACUACUUUGUGGCCAAGGAGUUCCAGGAGGUGACUCCUUUCUUCUGCCUCUGGCGCAGACAACCCAGACCCAUGGCUCCUGAAGCCAAGAAGACUUGCACAACCCUAAAGUAACCUGAGGUUCAGCAUCCCCAAGCCCAGCGAUGAUAUUGAUUGGCUUCCAUCUUGGGGCGGCUCCCAAGGCUCCCAAAAUCAUUUCUCCUGAGCUUAUUUUGCUCCCACACAGAGUUAGCUCAGAAAUCUUAGAAUAAGCCCCAAUAUAACUCCUCUUCCCUCUCUAUCAAUUUGGAAACCCCAAACUCUUAACUUUGGCAUUGUUAAAAGGAGGGACAAUUCUAAGGCUGGCACUGCUCAGAAAUUCCCCUUUCUGUCUAAAAGGAUGGAUUCUAGAACUUGGGAACCCGGAACUCUAGCUGCAUGGGUGAGAUUUCAAGUAAUUCUUGUGUCCUCUGCUCCAGAGUAGCCAUCAGGGGCUGUAGGGGCUGACUGGCAGGUGAUGAGUGAUGGGUCAGAAUAGCUUCUGCAUAAAGACUCUUUGUGCUUAGCUUUGCUGUUAGCUGAUUAGUCUGCAGAAAAGGGGGAAAGAGCAUUAGGACAGACCCCGCAAAUGGGCCCUUUAAUUACAGACCCAGAACUGAGGGGCGGCUCUCACCUGCAAUAGUCUGGAGCUGACCCUCUCAUGCCCACGUUUCACUGAGUUCUUCCUGCCCUCCUACCCUGUCGCUGCCUUAGCCACCGUCCCCUCCCUUGUCUCUAGAGUCAGGCUGUCCUGAUCAGUGAGAGCUCACUAUGUCUAGUCAACUCCCGCCACUUCACUGACAUCUUCCUGGUACAGCAUUGCACAAAUACCCUGGCCCUGCCCCUUCCCAACUCUUGCUGUGGGACAGUAAUUAAAUCAACACUAUUGUCUCCUCCAAAAAGGGCAUGUCAGUUGACUAUCCUAUGUCACCUUUCCAGGCUUUUUUAUAAUUAUGUCCCCAGUGAUUAACACAGUGGUUGGCACAUAGUAAAUGCUUAGUAAAUA